ACUUACUACAUUAUUAUUGUUAUCAACCAUUGCAAUAUCAUCACCAAGAAGUGAUAUGGCUUACUCAAAAUCAUAUUUAUUUCUUGGUCUUAAUCUUUUUGUUUUUCUCUCUUUUGAAGUUUUAGCUGAUAUUCAUGUUCCACCAAUGCUUACUGUCGAACCCAAUCUUCCUUCAAUGGCCGAUCAACUCAAUGACAAGCAAAUCUCAAAGAUAAAGGCGUAUUUCAGCCUCAUCGAUAAGGAUGGAGAUGUUUCUAUUGAUAAUGAAGAACUUGACACUCUAAUACGGUCUACUGGCCUAAACCCAACUGAUUUCGGCUUGAUGGUAGCGAGGAGUAAGUCUGCCACUGACGGAAAUGGUACCAUUGAUUUCACCAAAGAAGAGCUUCUCAUAGUUUUCUCUAAGCCUGACACGGAUCAUAAUGGUUUUGUCACUGCAUCUGAGUUGCAUUGUUACUUUACAAAUCAAGGCAUUAAGAUGACCAUUGAAGAAGCGAACGAGUAUGUUCGUGCGGCUGAUUCUGAUGGUGAUGGACAUCUAAGCUUUAAGGAGUUUGUCAGACUUGGCAGAUUCACUGUGGAGUGAAGGUUUGCUCCUGCCUAUGAAGCCCGAAUACGUAGUACGAGUGUGAUACGAUACGGGUACGCGGAUACACGAUAUUUUUAAAAUUCAGGAUACGAUACAGUUAAGAUACGUUAACAAAAUAUUUAUACUAAAAUUUAUAUGCAUGCAAAAUAUUUGAUAAAAAAAUAAGCAUUAAUUACUCUUCAAUACUAUAUAAUCAUAAAAGUCACGAUUUACGAAAAAUAAUACAUGAUCAAAAUAAAAGUUGUAAAGUCUACGUAAAAAUUAUAUUCUAUUUUCAUUCAUAAGUUUGGAUAUCAACAACUACAUCAAUAAAAAAACAAUAAACAAAGUUUAUUUAA
Messenger RNA from Medicago truncatula (barrel medic), 927 nucleotides. Its product is annotated as calmodulin. Gene Ontology annotation, cellular component: myosin II complex. Gene Ontology annotation, molecular function: calcium ion binding. The transcript is spliced from 2 exons. The coding region runs from base 56 to 586 and encodes 176 amino acids. NCBI's taxonomy places the organism in Eukaryota, Viridiplantae, Streptophyta, Magnoliopsida, Fabales, Fabaceae. The record is from RefSeq and is a predicted model, not a curated record.